This is a messenger RNA of Cucurbitaria berberidis CBS 394.84, 2174 nucleotides long. RefSeq lists its product as uncharacterized. The transcript has a single exon. The coding region runs from base 295 to 1992 and encodes 565 amino acids. Gene Ontology annotation, molecular function: protein binding. The record is from RefSeq and is a predicted model, not a curated record. NCBI's taxonomy places the organism in Eukaryota, Fungi, Ascomycota, Dothideomycetes, Pleosporales, Cucurbitariaceae.
AGCUGCCUCGAGUCUCUAGAGCGGACGCGAGAAUGUUGGCUGCGAUAUUGCAGGUGACUUUGUUCCAGAAGGGCUUAUGGACCAAUCGUAGGGCGACUCGAAUGAAGGGAAAGCCUCGUAUAACUUGCUGCCUGGAAGAUGAGUUUGCCAAGACAACCCGAUUCUAUAGCUUUCAGGUGACGCUGCAUUCACUGCAAGCAUAAUUGUCUCUGGACACUCUUCCUCGCCUCACUGAUGACAACGAACGAGCCGCCUACCAACAAUACUUCAACCGAGCUUCCCUGAAUACUCGCUAUGGGUCUUGACAACCUGCCAGACGAGAUCCUCCUACGAGUUACUACGAAUCUCGGACACAAUGCUCUCUGCAACCUCGCACUCGUCGCACAACGGUAUAGAGGCAUUGCGCAAGAAAAGCUCUACAGAUCGCUCCGCCUAGAAAAGCCGCACAUCCAUCACGAGCGAGAUGGAAGCGGAGAGCGAGACCACAGGGACGAAUACGGAUGCAUCAUUCUACAGCGACGCGUAGAAUACAAGGUUGAAGAUGGCAUUACGCGCGUCGUGAAGCUUGCACGCUCCUUGCUCGAGCGACGGGACCUGGCAAACAUGGUGCGCCGACUCGACCUCACGGUGUUCAAUCACAGUAAGACUCAUAACAGUCGGUGUGUGAAACCCGAUGGUCUUGAUCCUUGUCGGUGUGGAUGGUCUGAAUUCGUCGAUAUAUGCAAAGACUCGAUCUCCAGCAUGACCCACCCCGCUCUUUCGCGCAUUACAAAGCGCAAAUGGAUCAAAGCCAUUCAUUUGGGAAAAGAAGUUGCGAUUCUAGGCGUCAUACUUGCCUCUGUUCCAAACCUGCGAGAGCUCAGCUUGUCCGUUUGGUAUCCAUCAUACAAGACAUAUAUUAAUGGAGCGCGUGACGCAGAUGUCAAUGAAAACCACGACGAGUCUACUUACUGCAAGAUCUGGUUGCAACAGGUUCGGAGAGCGGUAAUCUCACCAGAGCCUAUGCUCGGUAUCCCAACCGGUACAUCAGACCUGCAGCAAGAAAUGAUGAUAACCGAAGUACUCCACCUUGCUGAAUUAGAGAAAUUGAGCAGCAAAUCGCUGGUUCUGACGUCGCUAGUCUCUCUCCCAAAACUUCGGUUCUUAAAGUGUGGACAAUGGUUCAGUAUCUACCCCAGCCCGCAAUACCGAUUUAAUCACUUGCAGCUGCCACAACCACCUCCGCUGCCUUCCAUGAUCAAAGAGCUGACUGUUGAGGUCGAUGUUCUCGUGAUGAUGGAGACCCAGCAUAUCUCUAGCAGUACCCGUCCGAAUAGCGUCCUUGCAGAAAUCCCCGACCUGAAAUGCUUGCAGUUCCGAAUCAUUCCACUAAAGCUACAGGAAGACUUGUAUAGACAGUUCAGCUUCGAUAAAUCAGGCUAUCAGGUCCUAGUUCUCCUCGAUCAUCAUCAUGAAGCCCUUGAAACGCUGGUUAUCGAUGCAGCCGAGCUUUACGAACAGACCACCAACUUGGAAUGGGAUGAGAUGGUGCUCGGAGACCUUUCUCCCAUGCAAUCCUUGGUCCACUACCGCAAACUUCGACGAGUCGUAGCGCCUCAAGAAGCUUUCUUCUCCGUAACACCGCAAUUCGACAUUUGUGCCCUCCCCGAGUCCGUCGAGCGUAUCGAGAUCAUCGACACUACCUGCGCCGUCAAUCGCUUCGCACUCUACGUCAUCGCAAACAAACCAGGCUUCCCUAACCUCAAGACUAUUGUGCUGUGGUGCUACAAGAAGCCAUUACAAGCCCCAGACCCCCGAUUAAGUGUCUUGGACGAUGAUGAGCAAGGAGAGGGCGAGGAAGCUUGGACGUCCGAUUGGAGCAUCUCAGAAUCAGUUUGGGAUGAGUUACUGAAAGUGGGAAUUGAGGUUCUGUGGAAUACGGCCACGAUGCAGGAGUGGAGGGAUGAGAUCCGAACCCCGAGUGGCGUGGCUUCGAUGCCGCGCCAAUCAUGAAACACUGCAUCUCGACGAGUAUAGGGCUUCCAAAGUUUCGGGUUAAGAUUGCUAUGGUGGAGAGGUCGCGGUAGCAGUUAGCUUGCAUGCUGACUUCAGCGUUUCGAGUAUGGGAGGCCAUGACGCGUGCCGGGUGAAGGGGCUUUAAAAUGUAUAUCCUGGCGUCCUCGAGAUCUGGGAUG